Brugia malayi is the source of this 948-nucleotide messenger RNA. RefSeq lists its product as uncharacterized. The coding region runs from base 1 to 948 and encodes 315 amino acids. The transcript has 6 exons. The record is from RefSeq and is a predicted model, not a curated record. Lineage: Eukaryota; Metazoa; Nematoda; Chromadorea; Rhabditida; Onchocercidae.
AUGUCAUUGCUGCUGGAAUAUUUAAAUCAGAAAGAUUAUGAAUAUUACUUGGGAGUAGGUUAUGCAGAUUCCUGUGUAUCUACAAUGGUCAAAAUUGAAUCUGAUUUUCGAGUAGAGAAUAUGUUGACUAUUGUGCAAAGUCUGCAUGGUUUGCACUUCUACAAGCAGAGUAAAGUGAUAAUGCAUGAACCAGCAGUAAUAAGAGCACUACAAGCUCAAGAUAUUCGAUGCUCAUUCGGUAAUAUGCAUCCGGUUUUAAUUGGUUUAGAUCUGAAUGUUACUAUUAUUGUAAAUUUCGACAGUACAACAAACCAAUUAACAAUUGUCGUGGCACAAUCGGUGAGAAAUCAACCAACUCAUUUCCGCUAUUUCUAUCGGGAUCAAGUUAGUCGUCUUGUAUCAGGAUACACUGAUAUCUUCUUGACAACUAUAGAUAUGGGUCGAGGCUUACUACAUUUCGUUCACCAAAAUAACAAUGAUUCAUUGCACACGGGACACGAGGUGUUACAAAUCAAAACUAUCGACAGCGGGAUGCGGAUUAUGAAGAUUCGUUCCGAAGAGAUUCAUAUGAAAUUUUCGCAAUUGCUUAUGGAUCCAAGUGGUACUUAUGCAUUCUAUACGGUUCCUGAGAAGAAUAAACAACAAUCCGUAUAUCAGAUGAAAGUGGACUACCCGAAUUUUACUCUCGAUGCACAAAAGACGUCUCAGGAAAAAGCAAAAAUAUUUGCUGUAAAUCAAGAUGACCGAAUACUUCCAGUAGAUAGAAAUGCCCUAGUCGUAUGGAAAUUUGCAGGAGAGAAAAGAAGCGCAUGGCUGUACGAAGGAAGUUGUACAGGAAGUUCGCAAAGAAAAAAAUCAUUUCAUCAAAUCGGCUGUAUUUUAUCCGGAAUAAAUGAUCCAACUGGGCGAUUAUCAAUUAAAAUUCAUCGGAUUAGGCGCCACUUAUAA